Molecule: messenger RNA, 2526 nt
Organism: Arctia plantaginis
Lineage: Eukaryota; Metazoa; Arthropoda; Insecta; Lepidoptera; Erebidae
Source: the annotation of a GenBank genome assembly
AUGAGCGUGCAAACUGAUUCAGAAAAACGGAAACAGAUUUCUGUUCGAGGAAUCGUAGCGGUAGAAAAUGUGACUGAAGUGAAAAAAGCAUUCAAUCGUCAUGUACAUUAUACCCUGGUAAAGGACAGAAACGUAGCGACUCCAAGGGAUUAUUACUUCGCUUUGGCCCAUACUGUAAAGGAUCAUCUCGUCUCUCGCUGGAUUAGAACCCAACAAUACUACUAUGAAAAAGAUCCUAAGCGUGUGUACUAUCUCUCGUUGGAGUACUACAUGGGACGCUCCCUCCAGAACACCAUGAUAAACUUGGGUAUCCAGGGCACAGUAGAUGAAGCCCUUUAUCAACUUGGUUUAGACAUUGAGGAACUGGAGGAGCUUGAGGAAGAUGCUGGCCUUGGUAAUGGUGGCUUAGGACGGCUAGCAGCUUGCUUCCUCGACUCUAUGGCAACACUUGGAUUAGCGGCAUAUGGUUAUGGUAUCCGGUACGAAUACGGCAUAUUCGCACAAAAAAUAGAGAAUGGUGAACAACAUGAGGAACCUGACGAUUGGCUACGUUACGGCAACCCGUGGGAGAAGGCUCGCCCGGAGUUCAUGCUGCCUGUCAACUUUUACGGUCGAGUUGUGGACACUCCUCAGGGAAAGAAAUGGAUCGAUACUCAGGUGGUAUUUGCAAUGCCGUACGACAAUCCUAUUCCUGGGUACAACAAUAACGUUGUAAACAGUCUGCGUUUGUGGUCAGCCAAGAGUCCCAUCGACUUCAACUUGAAAUUCUUUAAUUCCGGCGACUACAUCCAAGCAGUCCUUGAUCGUAACGUCGCUGAGAAUAUAACCAGAGUUUUGUAUCCGAACGACAACUUCUUCGAAGGCAAGGAACUACGUUUACGUCAGGAGUAUUUUAUGUGCGCGGCCACUCUGCAAGAUAUUAUCAGAAGAUACAAGGCAUCUAAAUUCGGUAGUCGCGAAGCAGUCCGGACCACUUUCGAAAGCCUACCUGAUAAAGUAGCUAUACAAUUAAACGACACCCAUCCUGCUUUAGCUAUACCUGAGCUACUGAGAAUCCUGGUUGAUAUUGAAAAUGUUCCAUAUGAUGAAGCCUGGAAGCUUGUCGUUAAAUGCUGCGCCUACACUAACCACACGGUUUUGCCAGAAGCUCUGGAGAGAUGGCCUUGUAGUAUGUUGGAAAACGCUUUGCCCAGACAUAUGGAAUUAAUAUACCAAAUCAACUUUUUGCACCUUCAGGAUGUUAAAAAACGGUGGCCCGAAGAUCUCGAUCGCUUGCGACGUAUGUCACUAAUAGAAGAAGAAGGGGAGAAACGAGUAAAUAUGGCCAACUUGUGCGUCGUGGGCUCUCAUGCUGUUAACGGAGUCGCCGCAAUUCACUCAGAUAUUCUCAAAAAGACUAUCUUCCGUGACUUUUACGAAAUGUGGCCUGAUAAAUUCCAGAAUAAGACUAACGGUAUCACACCACGUCGUUGGCUCUUGCUCUGUAACCCUGGACUUUCAGAUCUUAUCUGUGACAAGAUAGGGGAAGACUGGACGGUCCAUCUUGACAAAUUGCAAGGGUUAAAACGUUGGGCUAAAGAUCCCGCAUUCCAAAGGGCUAUUAUGAAAGUAAAGCAGGAGAAUAAGCUGAGACUUGCAGCCCUGAUUGAAAGGGAUACCGGUGUAAAAAUCAAUCCAGCAUCUAUGUUUGACGUACAAGUCAAGAGAAUCCAUGAAUACAAACGUCAACUUCUAACCAUUUUGCACGUGAUAACGUUGUACAAUCGUAUCAAACGCGAUCCUUCUGCUGUCGUCACUCCGAGAACAGUCAUGAUCGGAGGAAAGGCAGCUCCUGGUUAUUAUGUUGCCAAACAAAUUAUUGCAUUAGCUUGUGCUGUUGGGAACACUGUUAAUAACGACCCAGACGUCGGUGACAAACUAAAAUUAAUUUACUUGGAAAAUUAUCGCGUUACGCUAGCUGAGCGUAUUAUACCGGCUGCUGACCUCAGUGAACAGGUUUCAACUGCUGGUACCGAAGCUUCGGGAACUGGUAACAUGAAGUUCAUGCUCAAUGGGGCUUUAACUAUCGGUACCAUGGAUGGAGCCAAUGUGGAAAUGGCAGAGGAAGCGGGUGAAGAAAACUUUUUCAUAUUUGGCAUGAGAGUUGAUGAUGUUGAAGCUUUGCAAAAACGGGGUUACAAUGCGUACGAAUACUACGAACGCAACCCAGAACUGCGGCAGUGCAUAGAGCAGAUCCGCAGCGGGUUCUUCUCGCCGGGUGAGCCAGGUCGUUUUGCGAACAUCGCCGAUGUGCUUCUGCAGUACGAUCGGUUCCUUCAUCUCGCAGACUUCGACUCCUACAUUGAAGCGCAAGAGAAAGUCUCGGAGGUGUACCAAGAUCAAGCAAAGUGGGCAGAGAUGGUGAUCGAAAACAUAGCGUCCUCAGGAAAGUUCUCCUCGGACCGUACCAUUUCAGAAUACGCGCGAGAGAUAUGGGGGGUAGAACCAACCUGGGAGAAACUUCCCGCACCUCAUGAGACCGUUUAA